AGGGCCGGGGCCGCUCGGCGCAGGCGCGCUGCGGGCGGCGGCUGCGGCUGUGGCGGCGGCUGAGGGGAGCGGCGGGGCGCGGCGGGGCGGGCGGCCCAUGGGGAAGGGCCGCGCUGCGGAUGGAGCCGCUGCGCAACGGCGGCGGGGCGGAGGACAAGGCCCGGAGGAGGGGAGCGGACUCCGGGCCCCCGAGGCGGUGGAGCAGCGGUGGUGGUGGUGGAGGUGGAGGCGCGGCGGGCGCUGACAGCUCGGCGGCGGCCGGGCCUAGCGGCAGGCAGCGGAGGGACUCGGUCCGCAAGAACCGGCCCCUCUUCCCUUGGUUUGGCCUGGACAUCGGAGGCACCUUGGUCAAGCUGGUGUAUUUUGAACCCAAGGACAUCACCGCCGAAGAGGAGAAGGAAGAAGUGGAAAACCUCAAAAGCAUCCGAAAGUACCUGACCUCCAAUGUAGCCUACGGCUCCACAGGCAUUCGGGAUGUGCACCUAGAGCUAAAGGACCUUACCCUGUGUGGACGUAAAGGCAAUCUGCACUUUAUACGCUUUCCUACUCAUGACAUGCCUGCUUUUAUUCAAAUGGGAAGCGAAAAGCACUUCUCGAGCCUCCAUACUACCUUAUGUGCCACGGGAGGUGGAGCGUACAAAUUUGAGCAGGACUUUCGCACAAUGGGUGAUCUUCAGCUGCGGAAGCUCGACGAGCUCGAUUGCCUUAUCAAAGGAGUGCUUUACAUCGACUCGGUCGGCUUCAACGGCCACUCGGAGUGCUACUACUUCGAAAACCCGACGGACGCCGAGCGGUGCCAGAAGCUGCCGUUCACCUUGGAGAACCCCUACCCGCUCCUCCUGGUGAACAUCGGCUCGGGGGUCAGCAUUUUGGCUGUCUACUCAAAGGAGAACUACAAACGGGUAACGGGCACCAGCCUCGGAGGGGGAACCUUUUUCGGUCUCUGCUGCCUUCUCACCGGUUGCUCCACCUUCGAAGAAGCCCUGGAGAUGGCGUCCCACGGGGACAGCACCAAAGUGGACAAAUUGGUGCGGGACAUCUACGGCGGAGACUACGAGCGCUUUGGACUGCCGGGCUGGGCCGUGGCGUCCAGUUUUGGGAACAUGAUGAGCAAGGAGAAGCGGGAGUCUGUCAGCAAGGAGGACCUCGCGAAGGCCACCCUGAUAACCAUCACCAACAACAUCGGCUCCAUCGCGCGGAUGUGCGCCCUCAACGAGAACAUCAACCGAGUGGUUUUUGUCGGCAAUUUCCUGCGGAUCAAUACGAUCUCCAUGAGGCUGCUGGCGUACGCCUUGGACUACUGGUCGAAGGGACAGCUGAAAGCUCUCUUCUUGGAACACGAGGGUUAUUUUGGUGCCGUCGGUGCUCUUCUGGAACUCCUGGAUUCAGCCUGACUCCCUGCAGCCUCCGGACGUCGGCCCUACAAAAUCAGGGCGCUCCCUGGGCCUCGAUGCCCAUGUUGGGCUUCAGUGACUUGCUACAACUGGCUGCGUGAUCCUGUCAGAGGGCAGGAUUGAGGUUGUUGACCGUCAGUUGAAGGCAGGCUGUAAUUCAGAGCAGGUUUGCUCGCGGGGAUGCAGUUGGGUUGAGCAUCUGCAGGGCACGAAGCCACCACCAUCGAGCGUCCCUCUCCGUGCAGCCUUCCACACACAUUUCAUGGUGGUCACGUCGCGCAAAGCUCGCUCUUUUCCUUUCCUCAAGACCCCUGUGAAUGCUGGAUGUCCCCCUAGUUCCUAUUUUAUAGAAUCCAGCUCAACGUUUCCUGUGCUGCAAAUGAAACGUCAGGUCCUCGUUCCGCUGUAAAUCCUGGGGUCGGGGCAGGGCCGGCAGCGCAACCCUGGCACCUAAAACCCCUGAGAACCACUUCUCUCCCCUCCGCACCACGCAGCAGCCUGCCAGCAGGGUUCAUUUCUGUUAGAGCAGCUUCUUACCCUUGUGUAGGGGUUCUCAGAGCUGGAAGGGAAGGUGUAAAUCUUGUCCUGGCUUCCCAAAUCUGCUCAGCUCGGUUCCGCUCGCAGCCUGUGGCGCUCUGCAGCCUGGCGCGGUGUUGGCAUCGCGUUAGGAGCCCGUGACCUUGAGGCGUGCUGAAAGCAAACGUGAGGGUGAACCAGGUUUCUUCUUUCCCUCCUCUGCUGUCAGACCAGGCUGCACAGAACGAUACCAAAGAUUUCUUUUCCUUCAGCCACGCUUGGGGUCUCUGUAACGCUCCGUUUUAUGCUCGUUAAUGGCUCAAGUGCUGUGGUUCGGGGGGAAGCUGUUUUUCCCUUCCACGAGUUGUUCUCUCCUCUCUUUUCUCCGUGCACGCAGCCCUGUGAGCAGCCUGGGAAGCCGCUCGCUGCAGCUUGGAGCCUCUGAAGGUAACAACUCCCAGGCUGGGAUUUUGCAGGUCACUUGCUGCGUGCCGAGCAAACGAGCUCUCCAAAGAGCAGAGCUGCUGCUAGCGGCCAACAAUUUAAAAUGGGCCGACUGCAUGCACGCAGCUUGUGCGUUGAUCCUCCUUGUUCCUCUGCUUUGCCUUGCCUUGUUUUUUUUAGAAAUUCUUCCCACUUCUAGAGUUCAGCUCUAAAAGGCGCAGCGGCUGUAGUGAGAAGGGCGCCGUUGGUGUUCUCCUUUCCGCGUUGCUCGCUUCAGUUGUCCCCGUGGCACCUGCCUCUUGUUCGGGGCUGAAAAGGGAAGAAACGGUCCAUUCAGAUGUUUUUUUUCUAGCGUAGAUCCUGUGUGAGGCUUCUCUGAAGGCUGUCACAUCAGUUCUGCCGGCAGCAGCGUGCCAGAGAGCAGGCAGCACGAAGCGAGGUAUCUCCAAAGCUUGAAGGGCCUGGAACUUCCUGAGCGCAUCCCAUAAUUAAAGAAAAAAAAAGGGAUGGAGAGGAAAAGAGAGAAAAACGGGCUUCAGGAAGCUUCUGUGCCCCUGCAAGUAAGGCCAGGGGGGGCUUAGCAGCCAGAAUUUGCCCCAGGGCUUUUCUAGAGCCCCCUUGGGCGCAGGCAGGGCACCUCCGGGUGCAGAAGGGAAUCCUUGCAGGGCGUGGGAAGGGGCUGAUGUCUCCAGGAGCAGCCCUGGGGAGCUGAGGGGAGGCAGAAGCCGCCUGGAAAAGAUUUGGGGACGUGAGGGGAAGCUGCCCAGAGAAGGAGGAAGCUCUGCUGCGAAACAAGAUCCUGCCCUGGCACGCGUGGAGGUGCCGAGCUCGCGUCCCUCGUGCCGCCUGUGGGUUUGUGUGGGUCCUGCAGCUGCCGUGCUGUGUGCGUUCUUUUGUAAAACUUAUUUUUUCGUUUUUUUUUUUUUCCUUUUUUUUUUUCUUGGAAUAAAACAUUUCAGUUAUUUUUGUAUACACCAAA
Anas platyrhynchos (mallard) is the source of this 3333-nucleotide messenger RNA. It is a transcript of the gene PANK2, whose product is annotated as pantothenate kinase 2. The record is from RefSeq and is a predicted model, not a curated record. Gene Ontology annotation, molecular function: ATP binding; pantothenate kinase activity. Gene Ontology annotation, cellular component: cytosol; nucleus. Lineage: Eukaryota; Metazoa; Chordata; Aves; Anseriformes; Anatidae. Gene Ontology annotation, biological process: coenzyme A biosynthetic process.